UCCACCCGUCCACUCUCUUUCAAGAACACCUUCAAGAAGCCAAAGCACAAACAGGAAAACACCAUCAUUUUUUCCCUUUUCUUUCCAAGAAACUUUUGAUCUGUAAAAUACUUCGUACAUACAUUGCGAGGAGAAUGAGUAUUCGUCAUUACCCAGAUACCAUGAAGGCUCCAAAUCUUCAGGUCUGGAACAACGCUGCCUUCGACAAUGGCGACUCUGAAGAUUCCGCCGCCAUUAAAGCUUCUUGGUCUCCUAUGAGACCCAUGUUCUUUAAUCAGUCCGAAUCUCUUGAAUCUGAUAAUAGCAAAGAGAAUCAGAGCCCUGAAAUGGCGAAAUCCCCUGCUUCUAUCAAAUCUCCCGUGCCUUUUAAGCUGCUCCAUCAGAAUGGAGCUACCGGGAACUCGCAAGCGAAGCCUUCGAAGAUUCCUCUCAAGCAGGGUAUUCCUGUCACCCCCUCGGUUGGGUUGAAGAAGACCGGAACUGAAGAUGAAGUUUUGGACGAAAAGAAGAUUGAUGCAGAGAUUGAAGAGAUUGAAAUGGAGAUUAGUCGAUUGUCAUCGAAACUCAAGGCUCUUCGUCUCGAAAAGGCCGAGCGAAACGCAAAGGCGGCCGAAAGGCGCGGGAGGAUUGUGCCAGCAAAAUUCAUGGAUCAGAAACAGAGUGCGAAGAAUUUGGGUUUUUAUAAGACUGAAGAACCUAUGAGUGCUGGGACGAGAGUCCAGAGAAGGGGUAAGAGUUUGGGGCCGACUGAAAUUGUCGCCGGGGCCAGAUCAAGGCAGUUGAGCAAGCAGGAAAUCACCCCUGUUCAACCAAUGCAGAGUCGCCGCAAAUCUUGCUUCUGGAAGCUCCAAGAUAUUGAUGAGGAGAAGGUAACAAAAGAGAGGGGGAAGUGUCUGAGCGUCAGUCCGAAAUCACGGAGAACUGCCUCUAAGACUCAAGCUCCAAGGCAAGCUGCUACAACUGUUGGAGCCAAAACAGUUGGGAAGAAAGAAGAUAGGAUUCUCUCAUCAAUUCAGCCAAAGAAGCUUUUUAAAGAUGGGGAAAAGUCGGUUCCUGCCAAGAAGCCGUUGAAGAGUGGGAGGGUUGUGGCCAGUCGUUACAGUCAGAUCACACAGCCCGCAGGAAAUUCAGCAAUGAGGAAGCGGUCUUUACCAGGAAAUGUUGAUGAUGAUGAGAAAAGGAUGGAUAAAAAGCGAUCUUCAUCGGUGGGGAGAUCUCGUGGAGUUUUGCGCGAAAUGGGCUGGGGUUCGGCAGCGGAAAGUCGGGCAAAGAAAAGAUGGGAAAUUCCCAGUGAAGUGGUGAUUCAUAGGAGCGAAGAAGAUGAGUCUUCAUCUUUCAUUACACAGAUGCCCGACUUGCUUCCGAAGAUCAGGGCUGUUCGAUGCAACUUUGAAAGUCCACGGGAUUCGGGACCGGCGAAAAGGGUGUCUGAAUUGAUCGGGAGAAGAUCAUAUUUUUGCACGGAAGAGGAGGAAGAGGGGGCGCCAUCAAUAUGCCAGGGUCUGAAUUUUGCAGAAGUUGAAGAAAAAUGAAUGGAGAAUAAGGGUAUCUUCUACCAUCUGCAUUUGUCAAGUUUAAUUUUGGGAUUUGGUUUUACUGUUGUGGAAGCCAAUUUGCAAUGGAUUAUAAGUUACACUAAUUGUGCCAUUUUUUGUUUUUUAUUUUAUUUUUUUCAUUAUGUGAUAAUGGGAUAAGUUUUCUCUUGCUUUCUA
This is a messenger RNA of Malania oleifera, 1712 nucleotides long. RefSeq lists its product as uncharacterized. Lineage: Eukaryota; Viridiplantae; Streptophyta; Magnoliopsida; Santalales; Ximeniaceae. The record is from RefSeq and is a predicted model, not a curated record. The coding region runs from base 135 to 1532 and encodes 465 amino acids. The transcript has a single exon.